CACUAGCAGGGAUUUUACACAGCAACUCAGGACGAACGAAAUGAGCUGCCCCAGAGCCGCUACAAAAUGCUGGAUGGACAUCUACUCCUGGGAUGGUUAUCAUUCACUUUUAUAGUGCAUCUCAUCGGCUUGCCUGGACCGAGCACAGCCUACUUCGGGCUGACAGGUAAGGAACCCCUGUCCAUUCUGCCCCUGAGCACACAGCCAGAUGAAAGGGCGGCCAAGGCGCACUACAAGCUCUGUGACCGACUCAAGCUAGAGAAGAAGCAGCGUAGAAUGUGCAGACGGGACCCCGGUGUGGCCGAGACUCUUAUAGAGGCCAUCAGCAUGAGCGCGUUAGAGUGCCAGUACCAGUUUCGCUUCGAGAGGUGGAACUGUACUUUAGAGGGCCGUUACAGAGGUGACAUUUUAAAGAGAGGGUUCAAGGAGACAGCGUUCCUCUACGCCAUCUCUUCAGCAGGCCUUACCCAUGCCAUGGCGAAAGCCUGCAGCGCCGGCCGCAUGGAGCGCUGCACCUGUGACGAAGCUCCAGAUCUGGAGAACCGCAAAGCCUGGCAGUGGGGUGGCUGUGGAGACAACCUUAAGUACAGCAACAAAUUUGUCAAAGACUUCCUGGGUAAGAGAUCCAACAAGGAUCUCCGUGCCCGGAUAGACAUGCACAACAGCAAUGUAGGAAUGAAGGUGAUCAAGGCGGGGGUAGAGACCACCUGCAAAUGUCACGGAGUCUCGGGCUCGUGCACCGUGCAGACCUGCUGGAGGCAGCUGGCGCCCUUUCACGAGAUCGGCAAGCAGCUCAAGCAACGCUACGAGACUUCCGUCAAAGUGGUCAGCUCCACCAACGAAGCGACCGGGGAGGGGGAAAUUUCCCAGAGCCGACCCCAGGGGCCACACCCCUCUCCGGACCCCAUUCCCCGCACCACUGAUCUUCUUCACAUCGAGGACUCGCCGAGCUUUUGCAGGCCCAGCAAGUAUUCGGCUGGAACGGCGGCGCGCAAGUGCUACAAGGAUAAGAACUGUGAGGCCAUCUGCUGCGGCAGGGGCCACAACACUCAAAGCAGAGUGGUGACGAGACCGUGCCAGUGCCAAGUACGCUGGUGCUGCUAUGUCGAAUGCAAACAGUGCACUCAAAGAGAAGAGGUUUACACCUGUAAAGGGUAAAAACCGUGACAACCAUGCAGAAUAACUCUGACCUGUCUGAGAACAGUCGAGAGAGAGACGGUGAAGUGGAUCGGGAGAAGAAGUGACAUGCUGGUUCGUUUGUCCUUGGAGAGAGGUCUCGAACGCAUCAAGCUAGUUUAAGAUGAAAGCACUUUUUCAAGAGGUGUUGCAGGGCGUUUUCUUCUCUGUGGAACAGUGUGAAGGCUGUAUAAUAUACUGUACUGUAUGUAGCCUAAGGGAAGUCCACAGCUAUGAAAGACACUUUGGAACUAGACAAAACACUUUACCGUGUAACUCUAAGCCUGCCAAGAUAUCAAUCAGCGAUUCGAUUCAGUCCUGGGCAGACAAUUGUUUGUCCAACAGUCUCUGAAUAAUAGCUUGAAAACGUUUCAAGCUGUAUGUGUGAGAAUAUGCGUUAGUAUAGGAGUUAAGGAGACUCAAUUUGCAUUGACGAAAUGAUGGUGUCAGAUUUAUUCUACAUGCACAUAUAUUCAACACCCACACAACGUGUGUGUAUACAUAUGUACAUAGAUAAAAUUACAUUAUAUUUGUAUUAUAUAUACGCACCACUUAUCUGAGUAUGUUAAAUAACCACUAACCACACAAAUGUUUUAUUGUUUGUGUGCUCGCGUUGACUUUGCGUUGUAAUUCUCUUCGACAAGGCCCUUCGGAAAGCAAUACUUUUGAUUUGUGUCCUUCUGUGGAUGUAAUUUAUGAACAUUUUGAGGACUAUUCCUUUGCAAAGGAACAAAAAUGAUUUGCUUUUCUUCUCGUUUUCUUUUCUCUUUUUUUUUGCUCAACAGUGAAAACCUUUGCCAGUCCUUAUAAGAUUUAUUUCCGCCUUAAAUGAACUCUACAGAUGGCUGUUCAGGGAAUAAGUAAAACCACUAUGCGCAAUCGGAUGGUAAAGAAAUCUAUGAGAUAUCACAAGCGGGAGUAUUUCUCUCCUUGAUUUGGGCUUACACCUGACAACAAAUCUGUCCAUCCUCAUUACAAGCUGCAGAUUCAUUGCUGUAAUUGUUGCGGCAGCGCUAUUCAUCAGUAUUUUACAGUACGGUAUGGCCACUGUAUUUACAAUGAAGAGAUGGGAAUAAUCACGGUAGCAAACGUGAGCCACAUGUGAGUCUGCAUUGGACAGAGCUGACAUACUUUUGAUCUUUUGGGGAAGAAAAUGAAUCUCCAGCCGAUAUUGAUGCUGGUGGAUUUGAUGUUGAGAAUUGAUGGUGGAUGGCAGUCGACGUUCAUGCUUAACUGUGGUUCUUUACUCUCACAUUGUUAAUCAGAAAAAAGGUUUUUGAUGAUGAACCCAACUGACUUGGACGUACAUCUAGGCCUGUCAGUAAGUGGUUCUGUUUCAAUUCUACAGUUAUAUCCUUCGGUCAAGAUUGGCUUAUAUAUUUAUGUCCAUACUGAUAUGUUCGUUUUGUAAAAUAGCAACACUGAAAUUCGCUAACUCUGAAAAUGAUUUUAAAUGACAGCUAGCUGCUGUUUGACCAAACGACAGGAUCUACAUUUCGGAUCGGACUUUUAGUCACUUAAAGCUGACUCUGCCAACUUAGUGGUGACAAUGUAUGACUUUUGUAUUCAGAUCGCCUGACUCUUUUGAUAGUUACAUAGUGUAAAUACAAAUAUAAAUAUAUAUGAACAUAUGACAAAAGUAUAAGAAUGAAUUAUAUAUGCUUUUAGUCGAGUGUGAAUGAACUACUGAGUGAGGGACCUACAAAGAGCAAAAUGGCACCAUUCACGCACUGAAGCUUGGACGCUCUCCUAUUAAGUAUUUAAGGACAUGUAUUUAUGAAUAUAUAUAUAUAAAUAUCAUUUUCAUUUGUAAAUAGCUAAGGUUAUGUUCCUGUGGCAAACAGACAGAGCAUGCAUACGGGCGAUUUGGACAGACGUUUCCAGAAUGUUUCAAUGUAAGCCUAACUAUCCGUGUAGAGGUACGCUGUUAAGUAAGUUCAGUCGAAAUUAAUCAGCUCUGACAUGAGUUAGUAAAUACAGGAUCAGAUGUAACAAAAUUAUCCCCAGUAGGUACACGUACAUUGCCAAAACAUCUGUGUAAGUGUGUAUCCUCUACAAGGAUCGCAUUAUAUUUUAAGUGUAUACACAAUCUGAUAAACAUUAUUGAUAGAGCAAAUUCACAUGCAAUCUGAACUGCAAAUGUUGCAAAAACAUCUGGUGAACAUCGUUGUAUGACCCUACAGAGAACACAUGGCGUACACUGCAAAUUAUUUUCAAGAAAAAAAAUCUUAGUAUUUUUGUCUUGUUUUCAGUAAAAAUAUCUAAAAAGUCUUAAAUUAAGAUGCUUUUUCUUAAUG
Paramisgurnus dabryanus is the source of this 3473-nucleotide messenger RNA. RefSeq names its product wingless-type MMTV integration site family, member 9A (gene wnt9a). Gene Ontology annotation, molecular function: frizzled binding; cytokine activity. The record is from RefSeq and is a predicted model, not a curated record. Gene Ontology annotation, cellular component: extracellular region. Gene Ontology annotation, biological process: neuron differentiation; cell fate commitment; canonical Wnt signaling pathway. Lineage: Eukaryota; Metazoa; Chordata; Actinopteri; Cypriniformes; Cobitidae.